This is a messenger RNA of Diorhabda carinulata, 1851 nucleotides long. RefSeq names its product GATA zinc finger domain-containing protein 4-like. The transcript is spliced from 3 exons. The coding region runs from base 1 to 1851 and encodes 616 amino acids. NCBI's taxonomy places the organism in Eukaryota, Metazoa, Arthropoda, Insecta, Coleoptera, Chrysomelidae. The record is from RefSeq and is a predicted model, not a curated record.
AUGAAUUCUGAAGUAACUAUUAACGAACUAACUCGAGCAUUGAAUAAUUUAUUAUUAGAAACCACUACUGACUCUAACCCGACAAAUUCAAGUAGUACAGUAAAUAAUCAAAUAGAUAUGGCGGUACAACCUUUGAAAUGGGAAUAUUCAAAUUGUAUUCCUGAUUUUGACGGAAAUCCAAAUGACUUGAAUAGAUUUAUUUCUGUUAGCGAAUCACUCAUAAGCAAUUUCAUUGAUAGAACUAAUCCUAAUAAUUACCAAAAUGUUUAUUUGUUGAAUUCGAUAAUAGCAAAAAUAAAGGGUAAAGCUAAGACAGUAAUUAAUAUCCAAACAUGUAAUACUUGGAACGAAUUGAAAGAUGUCUUGAUGAGAAAUUUCUCGGAUCAGCGAGAUGAAGUAUGUUUCAAUAGAGAUCUUGUAAUGCUAAGACAAAGUUCUAAUGAAAGCCCACAAUCAUUUUACGAUAAGUGUUUACACAUUUUGAACUUACUUUGCAGUUAUGUAAACUUACACGAAUCUACAGAAGAAGGUAAACAUUUAAAACGACAAAUAUACCAAAAUUUAACCUUGAAAACUUUUCUUUCUGGACUAAAAGAACCUAUCGGGACUACAAUACGUUGUAUGAAACCAACCUCGUUAAGCGAAGCAAUGCAAUUCGUUUUACAAGAGGAAAACGUGCACUAUUUACAAAAUCCAUCGAGAAAUAAUCAUAGAACACAACCUUUUAAAAAUAACUCGAGACCAAAUCGAAAUUUUCAUUCGCUCAGUUCCAGUUCACAAACAUUCAAUUCUCAAACUCCGAAUAAUUUGUGCGCAAGACAGCACAACUUUCCUUCACAACCAAUCCCAAUAAAUCCAAGAACUACAUAUCAAAAUUUUCCUAGAGCGUCGCAAGUUUUCAACAGGCCCAAUCAAAAUGUAAACGUCUUCAGGCCAAAUCCGAACGCAAACUUUCAUAAGCCAAUACCCAUGUCCAUUAGCACACGAGCUACCGCUUCAAAUACUCAAAAUCAACCAAUAUAUAAAAGGCCGCCGCCAUCUACAAACAAUUUUAGACAAUCUAAAAAGCCGAACUAUACUUCUGAAGAAUUAUAUAACGUCGAUAUUCAAGAAAACUAUGAUCCCGAAAAUAGGGAAUAUUUGAAUAAUAAUUAUGAUGAUUCUGAUCAUACUACUGAUCAACUUAACCUAAAUAAUUCUAAUUCUAAUAAUGACGACGAUAGAGUAGAUAGAAACGAAAAUUUUCGAUUAGACAAUUUAAAGAUAUUACAAGCAAAACUAAAUUUCCAAGAAGGAUUUCUUAUCAUUCCUUCUAGUAAAAUAAAACUACAUUAUCACGAAGUUAACGUUGACCUUAAUCUUGUAACUGUAUCCCCUAGAACACAACAAGUUGUUAAAAUAAAAACAAGUGUCACUCAUGGAGAUAUUAUUGUACCUUAUCCAAAUGUUUAUAACUGUGAAAUUCCACAAUGUCUUACUACUGCAAGAAAUGGAUAUGCUCUAACAACAAUAUUAAAUAAAUCUGACAGUACCGUAUCAUUAGAUUUUUCAGAACCAUUUCAAGUAGAAAGCUUUGACGAAAACGAAUUACAAAACGUUGACCUAAAUAAUAUUGACUCACACAAUACACUAUUAGACCUUAACAAAAUUAGAACGGAUCACAUGAACAAAGAAGAGAAAAAAAAAAUACUAAAACUUUGUCAAGAAUAUAGCGAUAUAUUUUACAAAGAGGGCGAACCACUAUCGUUUACAAAUAAAAUUAAUCAUAACAUACGAACAACAGACGAAAUACCUAUAUAUUCAAAAACUUAUCAGUACCCUUUCAUACAUAAGCAAGAAGUUGCUAAUUAA